Molecule: messenger RNA, 855 nt
Organism: Arabidopsis arenosa
Lineage: Eukaryota; Viridiplantae; Streptophyta; Magnoliopsida; Brassicales; Brassicaceae
Source: the annotation of a GenBank genome assembly
CUAGAGACAGAGACACAGAAAACAGAGUCUUUAACUAUCUAAUACACAAAAAUGUGUGCACUUGUCCCUCCAUCUCCAUUAUAUCCCAACUUCGGCUGGCCUAGCGGAGAUAAUAGCUUCUAUGAAAAUGAAGACAUAACCAACACGUUUCUUGAUUUUCCGUUGCCGGACUUGACUGUGGCUCAUCAGAAUGUGUCAUCUGAGAAUAAUAGAAUAUUACUAGACGACAAUCCCGUGGUGAUGAAGAAACUUAAUCACAACGCGAGCGAGCGUGAGCGUCGCAAGAAGAUCAACGCAAUGUUCUCAUCUCUUCGUUCUUGUCUCCCGGCCACCAAUCAAUCGAAGAAGUUAAGUGUUUCCGCAACAGUUUCACAGGCAUUGAAGUACAUACCAGAGCUGCAAGAGCAAGUUAAAAAGCUCAUAAAGAAGAAAGAAGAGCUCUCGUUUCAAAUUUCGGGUCAAAGAGAUCUCGUUUACACCGACCAAAACAGUAAGCCAGAGAAAGGGGUCACAAGUUAUGCAUCAACAGUUUCUGCGACAAGGCUCGGUGAGACCGAAGUGAUGGUCCAAAUUUCAUCGUUACAGGCUGACAAAUGUUCGUUUGGGAAUGUGCUGAGUGGUGUAGAAGAAGAUGGUUUGGUUCUUGUGGAUGCUUCAUCCUCAAGGUCUCAAGGAGAGCGACUCUUUUACUCUUUGCAUCUUCAAAUGGAAAAUGGCAAGGUGAAUUCCGAAGAGUUGGGUGAUAGAUUGUUGUACUUGUACGAGAAAUGUGGACACUCGUUUACAUGAUUCAAUAAUUCAUUAAUGUAAUUUAUUCUGUUUUUGUCUCUCUUUGAAGAAACUCGAUGUUCUUUA